Messenger RNA from Branchiostoma floridae (Florida lancelet), 2368 nucleotides. Its product is annotated as neuronal acetylcholine receptor subunit beta-3-like. Gene Ontology annotation, molecular function: extracellular ligand-gated monoatomic ion channel activity; acetylcholine receptor activity; protein binding. The record is from RefSeq and is a predicted model, not a curated record. Bases 1 to 2355 code for a protein of 784 amino acids. Gene Ontology annotation, cellular component: synapse; membrane; acetylcholine-gated channel complex. NCBI's taxonomy places the organism in Eukaryota, Metazoa, Chordata, Leptocardii, Amphioxiformes, Branchiostomatidae. Gene Ontology annotation, biological process: signal transduction; monoatomic ion transmembrane transport; synaptic transmission, cholinergic. The transcript is spliced from 18 exons.
AUGUGGUGCGUGGUGUCCAGUGGAAAGUUUUGUGGGAAUACGCCACCAGACCCUUUCACGUCAGCGACCAAAACGUUGUCGGUAGAAUUCGUGUCCGAUGCCACCGUUCGCAGGACCGGAUUCUCGGCAACGUUUCAUGCAGUGACGCCAUGUCCAGGAGAUGGACGAGAUCCACCUAGAUCACCGCGUUGUUCCGACGCCCCUGAUGAGUUCUACAACUACUGUAAAGACCUGGGCUAUCAGAAGACAUUAGGGCCCAACAUGUUCGGUCAAGCACUCAACGAGGUCCCGAAUUCACAACAUUGGUCGGAGAUGAGGGAAGCCAACGCAUCUUGUCAUCUGCAGCUCCGGCAAUUCCUCUGUUCAUUGUUGAUGCCUCACUGUCACGUGAACAUUGUCAGAAGAAGGAUACAAAAGCAGUUACCUUGCCGAUCAUGGUGCGAAGAAGUGAAGUCAUCUUGUCCAUUAGUCUUCGCAAAUGGGUCAUCAUUCGAAUCAACGGACUGCAACCUGCUGAACAGUACAGACUGCGUCAAUUUGGAAUCCGAUGAAGACUGUUACUACGGCACGGGCCAGAACUACAAGGGCAUGACGACCCUACCGGAAGAGGGCGGGAGUACGUGCUUGAACUGGACAAGCGUUCUGUCUUCUCAGCUGAUAGCCAAGUACAACUGGGCAGACCCGCGUGAAAACUACUGUAGGAAUUUUGCAAUAGGAAACACAGAAGCGCCAUUUUGCAUGGUGAAAACAGUAGCAAAUGGCAAAGAGCUAAUCGCCAUGGAACCAUGCGGCUUGAGACCAUGCAAUGCCAUUGGAUGCGGAGUUCCCCCUGACGUGACGUUUGGGCGCAGAAGUCCGGUGAAGAACUUCUACAUGCCCGGAGAAACGGUGUUCAUCUCGUGUAACACGGGCUACAUCCUGGGGACUGAGGAGACCAGGAUAACAUGCACACAGAAUGGGACGUGGAGUAAAACGGACAUCAGCUGUUCAGCUGACUACAGUCUGCAGCUGUCCCAUGUGUUACUGGACACAGAACGGUACCUAUCUCAGCUUCCUCCGAGCACGGAUCAUGUGAAUGUAACAUUCGAGGCAGCCAUGGUCGAAAUAAUAGACGCAGAUGAGAAAAAUGAAUACAUGUUCGGAUCAUUCGCCUUCCGUCUGCGCUGGAAAGACAACCGCCUGUCCUGGACACCUGCGAGGUAUGGUGAUGUUACCCAGCUGGUCCUAACCACAGAGGAUGUAUGGAUUCCUAACAUCUACCUCAUGAGAAAUGGAGAUGCUAAGUUCAGCACGUUUCCCGCCGCUCCUGUGACAGUCACCAGUGAAGGGGAGGUGGAAUGGGACAUCAUUGAUCUACUUACAACAACCUGCGACCUCGAGCCUGCGCUGUUUCCCUUUGACUCCAUGACGUGCCCGGUGUGCCUGGGAACGACAACAAGUGUAGAACGGUUUAACUGUCCGAACCCAGGGGACGACAGGAAGCUACCAGAGUUGUACAUAGAACACUUCAUGAAAUGUGGCGACCAAGGGGAGGAAGUUGUGGACCAAUGGAACGCGAAAUGGACGGUAACCGUUGAAGGAGGAGUGUUUGGACAGGGUUGCAUCAGCGUGACCUUUAACCGCAUCCCAACAUUCCACUCCUGUACCACUCUGUCUCCUGUGAUCAUCCUCUCCAUUCUCAUGUGCAUCACAUUCAUUCUUCCAAUAGACAAGGGAGAUCGUCUAUCCUUUGGCAUCACGAUAUUGCUGUCCAUGGUGGUGUCUUUGGUCUUCAUCACGGAUGUGUUACCAGCCAAAGGGUCCAUGCCUGUUGUAGCGAUCCUGAUCGUAGUGUACAUGUGUCUGAUGGGGAUAUUUCUGAUCGCCACCGUUAUAGUCAUCAAGAUUAGCUCAAGGGAAGGAGAUCUUCCACCCCUCAUUAAGAAAGUCUUCCUCCGGUAUCUGGCCAGGAUUGUGCUUCUAGGUGAUAUGACGAAGCAACAUUCUUUAAAAUUCCUUCAAGUAGACGUGGAAGAUUUUGAGAUGGUUCAUGUUGCAAGGAAAAAGACAAGCGUUUCCACUCAAACAUCUGAUGCAGAAAUUGCUAAAGCGUCGAAGGGUGCAAACAAAAGUAAAUCAACUCCUGCAGAACCGAAGAUGCAAACGGAAGUACUAAAGCGUUUGCAGGACACCGUCCGUGACUUGGGUAACGCUGUGAACAACCUCACUGCCUCUAAACACUCAAAGACUGAUGACAACGAAGACUCAGUAAAGACGGACUAUGAGAAGAUGGCCAGGGUCCUAGACCGGAUGUGCGUGGCUCUCUAUGUCUUUAGCCUGAUAAUAUCCAUUCCGAUUAUCCGGUAUUCCGCAUAAAAUAUAAAGUGGC